Messenger RNA from Mercurialis annua (annual mercury), 1822 nucleotides. RefSeq names its product aldehyde dehydrogenase family 3 member H1. Gene Ontology annotation, molecular function: aldehyde dehydrogenase (NAD+) activity. The transcript is spliced from 10 exons. The record is from RefSeq and is a predicted model, not a curated record. Gene Ontology annotation, cellular component: cytoplasm. Gene Ontology annotation, biological process: aldehyde metabolic process. Bases 232 to 1698 code for a protein of 488 amino acids. NCBI's taxonomy places the organism in Eukaryota, Viridiplantae, Streptophyta, Magnoliopsida, Malpighiales, Euphorbiaceae.
UUCACACCAUUCGCAGCUGACGAUGUUAUCGCACGGAUGCGGCGCAAGUCACGACACCACGCUCACACGCAUCCUCAGCUUUCCCUGCCUCUAAACAACACACUCCUAUUUCUUAAUUUUCAUCCAAACACGCCCUUACAUCCUUAUCACAUCACUACAAAAACCGGCCUCUGCUAAUCUCAAAUUAUAUUGUAUCUAUCGAUUUGUUUUCUUUUUUUAUUUGAACUUCCGAUGGCGGGUGAUGAGAACAAGGCGGUGUUUGAUAUGGAAGCAGCGAGUGGAAUGGUGAAUGAAUUAAGAGGAAGUUUUGGGGCUGGUAAAACGAGAAGCUACGAGUGGAGAGUGAGUCAGAUAAAAAGCCUUGUGAAGUUAUGUGAGUUUCACGAGAAAGAGAUCGUUGAAGCUCUCCGUCUCGAUAUUUCUAAACCUGAACUUGAAUCCACUGUCUACGAGAUAGGUAUGCUUAAGAACUCAUGCAAAGUGGCACUCAAGGAAUUGAAACGUUGGAUGAAGCCAGAAAAGGCAAAGACCUCAUUGACAUCUUUUCCUUCAUCGGCUGAAAUAGUGUCAGAACCAUUGGGUGUUGUAUUGAUAAUUUCCGCAUGGAACUAUCCUUUAUUGUUGUCUCUUGAUCCAGUUGUUGGAGCUAUUGCAGCUGGUAAUGCCGUGGUCUUGAAACCUUCAGAAAUUGCUCCAGCCACAUCCUCAUUGCUUGCAAAAUUAGUAGCAGCAUACUUGGAUCCUUCUUGCAUAAGGGUUAUUGAGGGGGCUGUUGCUGAAACUACUGCCCUGCUGGAGCAAAAGUGGGAUAAAAUAUUUUAUACAGGCAAUGGAAGAGUAGGACGUAUAGUGAUGGCAGCUGCUGCAAAGCACUUGACACCAGUUGUUCUGGAGCUUGGAGGAAAAUCUCCAGUUGUCAUUGGCCCAGGAAUCAAUUUACAAGUUGCAACUAGGCGGAUAAUUGCAGGCAAGUGGGGUUGUAACAACGGGCAAGCUUGUAUUUCUCCUGAUUACAUCAUAACAACAAAAGAUUAUGCUCCAAAGCUGGUGGAUACUUUAAAAGAAGAAAUAGAGAGAUUCUAUGGAAAAAAUCCAUUAGCGUCAAAAGAUUUGUCCCGAAUUGUGAAUUCAAACCAUUUUGCUCGAUUGAGUAAACUACUGGAUGAGGAUAAGGUUUCUGGUAAGAUUGUAUAUGGAGGUGAACGAGAUGAAGAAAAUCUGAGAAUUGCUCCCACCAUCUUGAUGGAUGUUCCACAAGACUCUCUGAUGAUGAAUGAAGAGAUAUUUGGUCCCUUGCUUCCCAUUAUCCUGGUCAAUAAAAUUGAAGAGUGUUUUGAUCUGAUAAACUCAGGAACAAAGCCACUUGCUGCCUAUUUAUUUACAAAUAGUAAAAAACUAAAGGAACAGUUUGUGGCGUCUGUCUCUGCCGGCGGUGUAGUUGUCAAUGACACUACCUUGCAUCUUGCAGUUCAUAGUUUACCAUUUGGUGGUGUGGGGGAGAGUGGAAUGGGCGCAUACCACGGCAAAUUCUCAUUUGAUGCUUUUAGCCAUAAGAAGGCAGUCCUUUAUCGAAGUUUUGCGGGUGAUGCAGCAGUCAGGUAUCCGCCAUAUACUAAAGGAAAGGUACGCUUGAUGAAGGCUUUGAUUAGCGGUGGCAUUUGGAGCAUAAUCUGUGCUCUUUUUGGUUGGAGUAAAUAGAAAAUCCUUGAUAUAAGCUCCAUGGCACUGGACUUGUGUAAAUUGUUGAGUACUCUUGCAUCAUUUAAUUUGGAACAGUGUUUAUACAUCACAAUAAUAAAAAAUAAACGUUUCAACUUUAUAA